Molecule: messenger RNA, 819 nt
Organism: Lotus japonicus
Lineage: Eukaryota; Viridiplantae; Streptophyta; Magnoliopsida; Fabales; Fabaceae
Exons: 5
Coding region: 165-563 (132 amino acids)
Source: RefSeq, a predicted model, not a curated record
UAUAAAUAUAAGUAGCCAUCCAUCCAUCCCCCAGUCACACACAAGUUACAAGCUCUCAUUUCAUGCUUGGUUAAGCAGAGGAAGCUUUGUCUGAAGAAAAUUCCACCCAUUUUGUUAAGUGAAUCAAUCUACUUGUUACUAUUCUUCCCAAGAGUUUUCUUCAAAUGAGGCCAUCUUUUGUAGUCUCUCUUAUGCUUUUGUCUUUCUUUCUAACCAAGGCUCAAGGGAUUCGCUUGGAGAAAGGGUCUUUUGCAGCACAGCAACAUAACAAACAUGAUGAAGAAGAUAACUUGUUGAGAAGAGAAGAUAGCAGUGAUGAUGAAGCUGUUCUCUGCAAAGAUGAAAAAUGCACAGGAAAGAUAAAGAAUAGGAAACUUUUUACCACAUCAGUUUCUACUAUCCAUGCCAUUUCAAAGAAUGUGAAGAAUGGAGGGACUGAUAAAGAAGAGGAAAUAAAAGUAAAUAAGCAACAAGAGGUUCCUCAUGAGCACAAUCCAGACCUUGUAGACAUUGUUGACAUGGACUAUUCUCCAGCUAGGAGAAAGACUCCUAUACACAACUGACUCUUGGGAUGAUCAACUAGAAAAACAGACCGCUUCAGUUUAGCAUAAAUAAAAUAUUGGCAGAGAAGUUGGACAGCAUUGCAGAAAUGCUGCAAUUUUUUAGGCUUAAGAAUGAUUUGUAUAUUAUAUAUUCUAUCAUCUAUUAUGAUAUAUUUUUUAUGAUAUCUGCUUUUAUGAUUGUAUCAUGAGUACUAUAUAGAACAAUAUAUAAUUCUCGAGGCAUAAUUAAUCAAAAAAAUUAGAUAUGUUACAUUAA